AACUACAUUACCCAUAAUUCCUACUUCCGCAUCCUAACGUUAACUGUUAGCAGCAGAGCAUGUUGACUAGCAAGAAGAAGAAGUAGUUACUUCUGUCUGGUCUUGUCUCUGCUUGUUAGUCUUAGUUGCAGUGUGACAAGCAGAGUUGUGGAGCACAAACGACCAAAUGCAGACAGCUCCGGACAUGAAAGGUGUGUGUUCCUGCCAUAAGUAGCAGUGAUGGAGGGAGAAGCCCAAAGGUCAACUGCGUCCUGGGAGAAUGGCACCCUGGCUCCCAUGGACCACCUUCGCUGCGAAAGGGGGGACAGCCCCACACCAGGUCUGGUGGAGGGAACUGAACCAGGUGCUGGUCAGAAGAGUGCCAUGUUCGCCCACACACAGUCUUUCGAGGAUCUGACUGCUGCGGCCGAGGAAGAGGUUCGGAGGGAGGCCGACCUGGACAAAUCAGGAGAGUGUGCAGACGAGCUGAAGGCGCUGGCGGGAGACAAGACCAUAGAGGAGCAACUCAACAACGACAUUACGUCAGAGAGUAGGACUAAGGAGGAAGACGUGACCAGUGAGGCGUGGAGGAGCCACAGGAAACACGUGUUUGUGCUGAGCGAGGCGGGAAAGCCGAUCUACACCCGCUACGGCACGGAGGAGGCUCUGUCCAGCACCAUGGGAGUGAUGAUGGCCCUCGUGUCCGUCCUCGAGGCCGAGAAGAACAUCAUUCGCUCCAUCCAUGCAGAUGGCUGUAAAGUGGUUUUCCUCACCAAGAGUCCUCUGGUCCUGGUGGGCGUGUCUCGAACCUGUCAGACCGACAAGGAGCUGCUCCGGGAGCUGCAGUACAUCUACUACCAGAUCGUCAGCCUGCUCACCCUCACCCAGCUCAACCACAUCUUCCAGCACAAGCAGAACUACGACCUGCGCCGCCUGCUGUCCGGCUCCGAGUACCUCACAGACAACCUGCUGCAGCGGCUGGACCGAGACCCCGGACUGCUGCUCAGCGCCGUCACCUGCCUGCCUCUGGCCAGCUGCGCCAGGGACGUGGUCUCAUCCAGCCUGCAGGCCGCCAAAUCCAAUAGCCUGGUGUUCUCCAUCCUGCUGGCGGGGGACCGCCUGGUCACUCUGGUGAGGAAAAAGGACCAGUUCCUGCACCACAUAGACUUGCACCUGGUCUUCAACCUCGUCGGCUCCUCCACGUCCUUUCGAGAGGGCGAAGGCUGGACGCCGAUCUGUCUGCCAAAGUUCAACACUGCAGGGUUUUUCCACGCUCACAUUUCUUACCUGGAGCCCGCGUCCGAGCUCUGCCUCAUCCUGGUCUCAACCGACCGAGAGGACUUUUUUAACAUGUCCGACUGCAAGCAGCGGUUCCUGGAGAGGCUGCGCAAGCGCAGUGCCUACCAGGCCAUGAAAGAGGCUCUUAAAUGUCCCAGCUAUUCUGUGGCGCAGGUCGGCAUCCCGGAGCUCCGGCACUUCCUGUACAAAUCAAAGAGCUCAGGGCUGUACACCAGUCCAGAGUUCCCUGAAGUGUACCAGUCUGAUGAAAAGCAGGAGAGGCUGAUGGGACUGUACCAGGACCUCCACAGCAGCCUGCAUCAUCCAACAAGACCUCUCCGCUCCUUCUACCGCUGUAGUGAAACUGAAAACCUCCUGGCAUGGGUGACGAGUGGCUUCGAGCUCUACCUAUGCUUCAGUCCUCUGGGGACCAAGGCCCUGGCCGUCUCUGCUGUCAACAAACUGCUGAAGUGGAUCAGGAAGGAGGAGGAUCGCCUCUUCAUCCUGAGUCCUCUCACAUACUGAGCCCUUGCUGCCGGCUGACCUCCUGAAACAAGAAGCAUCACCCUGAACCUCCACGGGCCUGGUGGUGCUGCUAACAGAUGAUGCAGAUGUCAGUUUAGUGUUCACCAAUGAUUGUCAGAGCUACGCUUUUUUUCUUUCUUUCUUGCUUUGGGUUCCUCUGAUCUAAUUGUGAUUAAAUCAAAGCUGUAUUUUAUCUGGCUAGAUUUUUAUAACUUAAAUUUUGAAUAACAACAGAUGAAAGCAGCAUCAUCCAUGACAAUAACAUGAACAGUGUUUGUAUGCUGUUGAAGUUGUUUCAUAAAUAAUUAUUUUACUGUAACAGACCUAGAAUGCCUCUCACAAUAUGCUGUCUUUGUUUUAUAAACGCUAUCUGCUCAGCUCUUAAAAAAAUCAAGAAUAAAAUUUGAAUUAAAAAACUGGAAUUUUCUGCAGUAGAAUGUAUAAUAAUGUUAUAAUAAUAAUAUGGGUUAACCACAUUCCUGUUGUGUUUUAUCUUUACAUGAUGACCAAUAACUGUAAUCAUGAUUUUACCUCUAUGCACUUUCUUUAUGCAAAAGACACUCCGAAGAGAAACGUGUUCAUGAGUCUGUGACCUGUUUACUGCUGUCGUUUGUGUUAACAUGUGUUGUUAAUGUCGGUGUCAAGGAAUCUUAAUUUCAGUCACAUAAUCUUCUUGUGUCCGUUAAUUUGCCAUAUGUAUAUUAACUAAGAAAGUAUUGUUUGACAUUUUAUCUGCUUGUGUCUAAUCCUAAAGGUUUACGGUAUUUCAUGGGAUCCUGUUUUGCUUAAGGAGUCCAACGUUGCCACAUCUGCCUCCACUAAUCAUGCCUUAACUAAAAAAAAAGCCAAUAAAAGGUUGUAACAGUGCAGAUUAAUGACUGCUGCACAAUUCCAGAAUUAUUAGAUAUAAAUAAAUAUUUGGCUGGUAAUUAAA
Messenger RNA from Sebastes umbrosus (honeycomb rockfish), 2716 nucleotides. RefSeq names its product MON1 secretory trafficking family member A (gene mon1a). The record is from RefSeq and is a predicted model, not a curated record. The transcript is spliced from 6 exons. Gene Ontology annotation, biological process: protein targeting to vacuole; vesicle-mediated transport. NCBI's taxonomy places the organism in Eukaryota, Metazoa, Chordata, Actinopteri, Perciformes, Sebastidae. Bases 220 to 1782 code for a protein of 520 amino acids.